Molecule: messenger RNA, 1620 nt
Organism: Exophiala oligosperma
Lineage: Eukaryota; Fungi; Ascomycota; Eurotiomycetes; Chaetothyriales; Herpotrichiellaceae
Exons: 4
Coding region: 1-1620 (539 amino acids)
Biological process (GO): transmembrane transport; carbohydrate transport
Cellular component (GO): membrane
Molecular function (GO): carbohydrate:proton symporter activity
Source: RefSeq, a predicted model, not a curated record
AUGGCAAGAUCACCAUUUCUUGGCCUUAGAGGCGCUCGCCUCAACACAGUUCUGAUGAUUGUAGCCGGCACCGAAUUCUUAUUGUUCGGUUACGACCAGGGUGUCAUGGGUGGGCUCCUCACGCUACCAUCCUUCACCAAUGUGUUCCCUGAGAUUUGCACUACAAAGGAGUGUAAUGCUCUCAGGUCGCCUGCCGAGAAUAGUCAUGUGUCGACAAUCCAAGGCGUUUCAAUAUCCUCCUAUAAUUUGGGUUGUUUUGUGGGCGCCCUUACCGCCAUGCGGUAUGGCCAGGUCUUUGGACGUCGUCGAACUAUCUUCAUAGGCUGUACGUUCGUCAUCAUCGGCGCUAUCCUCCAAUUCGCAUCGUUUGGACUGCCCCAGUUCAUUGUCGGACGCGUUGUCUGUGGUUUCGGCACUGGCAUCAACACCUCGACUGUUCCUGUUUGGCAAUCCGAAACUACCAAACCCCACCAAAGAGGGCCCGUGGUCGCUUUCGGAACAUCAAUGGUCAUUGCAGGCGUUUGUCUUAGCUACUGGAUCGAUUACGGAUUCUCGUUUGUCAAGACAAGCUCAGUCGCGUGGCGAUUCCCCGUCGCUUUCCAGAUCAUUUUCGCCCUGAUCGUUCUAGUCAUGGUUCUUGUCAUGCCAGAAUCGCCGAGGUGGCUCGUCCACAAAGAUAGGGUCGAGGAAGCUGCCCAAGUCAUCAGCGCCCUGUACGAUCUGCCCGAACAAGAUCCAGUCGUGGCUGAUCAACUUCAAGCAAUUCGAGCCGUUCACUCAGUCGACGCGAAAGGAAGUCUCAAUAACAUGUUCAUCCAAGGGUCUCUCAAGAACCGUACUCGCAUGAUUCUUGGAGUCAGCAUCCAGAUCCUUUCCCAGCUGACUGGUAUUAACAUCAUCACAUAUUAUGCGGCGGUGAUCUAUCAGAACGAAAUCGGGCUGUCUCCAGGGGUCUCAAGACUUCUUGCUGCUGGUAAUGGCACUCAAUACUUCCUGGCAUCACUCUUCUCAAUUCCAUUCGUCAAGUAUUUCGGUAGACGGAAAGUGCUCAUGACUGUGUCGUCCGGACAAGCAUUCGCUAUGGUCAUACUCGCAAUCAUGAACAGCAUCGGCGGCCGGGGCCCUGGCAUCGUUGCUGCUGCCUUCCUGUUCGUUUUCAACACCUUCUUUGGCAUCGGAUACGCGCAAGUUUCGUGGCUGUAUCCGGCAGAAAUCACGCCACUGCGAAUCCGCGCUCCGGCCAACGCGCUCUCGACCUCAGCAAAUUGGAUUUGCAACUUUAUGGUCGUCAUGAUCACACCUGUCGCUUUUAACAACAUCGGAUGGCGCACUUAUCUCAUCUUCGCCGUCUUCAACAGUGCCGCGUUGCCGAUCAUGUACUUUUGCUACCCAGAAACCAAAGGUCGUUCAUUGGAGGAAGUGGACCUUAUCUUCCGUGAUUCCAAGAACCUUCGUCAAGCCGUCAAGUUGUCCUUCACCAUGGAAAUGCACUAUGACAGCAAGGGUGACAUGAUCAGAAGCGUGACCCAUGAUAUUGAAGACUUGGAUAGAGAUCCACAUCGACCUAAAGAGCGCGCCUCUGAAGUCGAACACCAUGAGGAAAUCGUCAAAGGGGAGUAG